AUAAAAGUUCUCACUUCUAAACAAAGACUUCUUAGUUUACUUAGCUUCCGACAAAGGUCCCACCUCCUCUUGUCUUCAUUGCUCCAUCCUUCUGUCUGAUCUCUAAUCUCUUCUCUUUCACUUCGUCUUCUUCUUUUGUUUUUUUAUUUUCUCCCAAAGUUUCCAACUUUGAAAAGGCAUUGGUGAAAAUCUUUGCUUUUACAAGUGUUUACUCUAUUUUGGAAUUAACACAUUUUUUGUGGGCUAUCUUCACUUUUUUCAGGAUUCUUGCUGGUGAGCAUUAAUGAUAGAUAUGGAAGUUGGUAUUGCUAAUGGUGAAGAUAAGAUAAUGACCGCGACUUCAUCGAAUCAUGAACUGCAAGUGUCUGUUUCUUUUGGUAAAUUUGAGAAUGAUUCACUUUCUUGGGAGAAAUUUUCAUCUUUUUCCCCCAACAAGUACUUGGAAGAAGUGGAGAAGUGUGCAACUGCUGGAUCAGUAGCUCAGAAGAAGGCUUAUUUCGAAUCACAUUACAAGAAGAUCGCUGAGAGGAGAGCUGAUAUAAUCAUGGAGCAGGAGAAACUAUUGGAGAGGAAUGCAUCUUUCAGGCCGAGUGUUCAGAAUCAGAACCGGGGGAAAUCAUACGAUAGUGACAAUGACGAGUCAAUGAUGAUUGACUCUAAUGCUUGUUAUGAAUCUAACAGUGAAAGUACUUCAGAAAAAGAUAAGCUUUUUGCCAGCAUUGCCACUGAAGUGAUUGAAACAUGUAUCCAUGAGCCUCUUGAAGAAACUAAAGACUUCGAGGAAUGUCAAAGCUCGGCUGAUGCAGGGGACGAUCUGAAUACCUUGAACUUGGAGAAACUUGAAGAGAUUGUCCGAGUGGAUGAUAAAGAGAAGCCAGACAUUGUUGUUUAUAUGAAGGAAGAUGUAAAAGAAGAAGUGAAAGAAGAUAUUUCAUCAAAGGAUACACGUAAAAAGAAUGAAACGCCAAUGAAAGAGACCUUGAAACAGAAAGAUCAUAAUCCAAUCAUGAAGACAGAUAAAAAUGUGCAAACAAACCAUAUGAGAGGCUCUCCUAGGCCUAAUCAGGUGACUAAGAAACCAGGAACGAGCAAGGUUGUAACCACUAGGAAAACUCAACCAAGCAAGGCGAAAAGCAUGACAAAGGAAGCAAAUAAAGCAGCAUCACCUGUCUCAAAGGCUUCAGGGUUUUCAACUCCAAGAGUGUCCAAGCCAGCUUCAACAAUCAGUUCAAUAUCUACUUCUCGCUCCUCAGUAAAGAAGGAAACUGUGUCGACUCUACCGAAAAAGAAACACACCGCUACAAAGUCAUUACCUAUUUCUCUCAAUCUGGAUCAGCCGGGCUCUGAUCUUACUGCCAUUGGAACAACAAGAAAAUCCUUGAUCAUGGAACGAAUGGGAGAUAAGGACAUCGUUAGACGUGCAUUUAAGACUUUUCAGAAGAGUUUUGACCAAAUGAAACAUUCUGGUGAUGCAUCUCCAAAGCAGGUUCCUGCAAAGGCAACUGCAGUUUUGAGGAUAGGUACUACUAGUCAGAAAAAUAGCAGACUUGCAAAAUCAGAUGGCACGGAGAGAAAAGAUUCCAACUCUCACCUUCCUUCAUCUUUUGUAUCAAAAAGCAACGUGACAACAGAGAAACAGAAGGAGCCUUCCAGGUUUAGCGCAAGAGCUGUAGAGAGGAUACACUUACAGGCCAAACCAAAGGCAGAAGCAACCAAUGCCAAAACUCGGAGACAAAGUCUAGAUCCAAAAGCAAAAUCCUUGCAAGGACCCUUCCUAAAAGACUCUUCACACAAAUUACUAUGAUGUGGCAGUACUUAUUUCAAGAACCUUAUUCUGUAAUUGAUGAGUAUUGCUUUUGUCAAAUAUCCUGGAGGGUUCCAUGGCACUGAGGCUGAAGUGAAAAGCCAAGGGCUCUACCAACAUUUUUAAGCGAAAAGAUUAAAUAUCUCCAAAAAUUUCAGGCAACAGUCAUGAGGCAAAGAGUCACCAAGUUUCAGUCUUUAUUAUGUGAGAGAAGUAUUAUACAGUCUUCUGUUAAUGUACAUGUAUAGAGUUUAUAGACUACAAACGUGAGUACAUACUUCAAUAUCAAUCCAGACAAUCCUAUUAUUUUA
Molecule: messenger RNA, 2115 nt
Organism: Camelina sativa (false flax)
Lineage: Eukaryota; Viridiplantae; Streptophyta; Magnoliopsida; Brassicales; Brassicaceae
Source: RefSeq, a predicted model, not a curated record